Aspergillus clavatus NRRL 1 is the source of this 231-nucleotide messenger RNA. RefSeq lists its product as uncharacterized. Gene Ontology annotation, cellular component: mitochondrial inner membrane. Lineage: Eukaryota; Fungi; Ascomycota; Eurotiomycetes; Eurotiales; Aspergillaceae. The coding region runs from base 1 to 231 and encodes 76 amino acids. Gene Ontology annotation, biological process: mitochondrial respiratory chain complex IV assembly. The record is from RefSeq and is a predicted model, not a curated record. The transcript has 3 exons.
AUGGCCGCAGGAAUCUUCAACUCCACGUACUACGGCAAGGACUACCGCGCCGGUGCUGCCCUUCUGCGCGCGCGUCGCCCCUAUCUUGUCAAGAAUGCUCUCACCGGGUUCGGUUUGAUCGCAUUCACCAUUAGUGUCUACGCAUACACCAUCCGUGCCGUUGGCCAGGAUGAGUUCUCCGACGUCAAGGUCCCCGAUGCCCCCGCCAAAGCCGAGCAGCAGAAGCAAUAA